GUUUAUAUGUAUCACAGGUGUGUAGUAGCAAAAGUGUAAUAACAAAAGUAGUACGAUAUAUGUAUUGCAAUCGAAGAAAUCCCGAUUUAGCUUAUCUUCACAUUAAGCCACGAACUUCGACCCCAGGGCCAUUCAUGCAGAAACGUAACUGCAAAUCGAGUUCGCAAAUAUCAAUACGUGUCAUUUUGGAAUAUACUCUCAUGUUUUUGAAAAGUGUGUUUUCAUUCGUCUGUCGAAUAUGGAAUCUUAUCCUGGUUCUAGCAAAGAAAAAUGUUCGAAAAGUGAUUGCACACCAGACAAUAAAAUACAAAAUGAUUCCACUGUCACCUUUAACAAGGCAAAGAUUAAAUCAAGUGAAGAAAAAAGUUCUCGUUCUUGAUCUGGAUGAAACGUUGAUACAUUCUCGCCAUGAUGGAGUGAUUAAUAGAAUGGCAAAACCUAACACAACACCUGACUUUGUUUUAAAAGUUGUAAUAGACAAACAUCCUGUAAGAUUUUUUGUUCACAAGAGACCUCACGUUGAUUACUUUUUAGAAGUUGUAAGUCAAUGGUACGAGUUAGUAAUCUAUACUGCGUCAAUGGAAAUAUAUGGUUCUGCGGUUUGUGAUAAACUUGACAAAAAUAAGGGUAUUUUGAAAAGGAGAUAUUAUAGACAGCAUUGUAAAGUGGAAAUGGGGAGUUUUACGAAAGACUUAUCUACUGUUCACACUGAUCUUUCCAGUAUUCUUAUUAUUGAUAAUUCACCAGGUGCUUACAAAUGCUUCCCAGAAAAUGCAAUUCCAAUAAAGUCAUGGUUUGCAAAUCCUUUUGAUACUGCGUUGCUCAAUUUAUUACCGAUGUUAGACUCAUUAAGGUUUUGCAAUGAUGUUCGAAGUAUUUUACAUCGAAAUAAAGUUCAGCAUAUGACAUUCCAAUGAACAAUCAAGCAUUAUGUAGUCACAAUUGGAUGUUCUGCUUCGAUUCCUUACAACGGAAUAAAUCUGGGCCCCUUUUUUAUAUUUUGGAAAAGAACUGAAGCGUGAGAUAAUUCCGUAAUGGUCAUGCAACAGUGCUAAAAGAUUGAAAUCGCAAGUUCCUCAGCCCUUGUUCCAAUUUCGUUUUUAUUUCUUCAAAUAUAUAUUGAAUCAGGUUUGCUGCCAUCUAGAGGAUGUUCAGGGAACUAUUUUAAAUAAAAUUGCGAAUUAUUUUUUCGAAAAGGUGUUUUUCAGGUCCAGACAAUUUAACUGAAUUGAUAUCGUCGAAAAAUAGCAAUAAAAAGAAACAUGAUCUAGGCAUGGAGGGAGGGGGAUUUCCACAUGGCAUCCAUGGGGGUAAUUUCACUAAGGGGGUCAAAAUUAACAUUGGUGCAUACUCAAACAGUCAAUUUCUGUCUUCCGCAUCCACAAAUCAUAUUUAAAAUCUCUUCUUUAAAAGUCCUAUCUGCUCUGAUCUAUGAUAUAUUUUUGUAGGAAUGAAAAUAGAUAAAAAAAAAUCUGGGAUAAAUUUUACUUAUAAAAUUUGCAAAAGGGGUAAACGAGAAUAAAAAAUUUGUAUUUUAUUUUUUUAAUCUGGAAAAUUUGUUUAUUCGCAACUACUCGUAUAUCCAUGAUUUACGUCGAAAAUUUGCUGUGACGGAUUUCAAAAAUUCUGAUAAAAUAUAGAUACUCAUAAAGAGCCCUGACUGAAGCCAGUAGGAUCCUUUCUGUUUCGAAUUCAACAGUCUCAAAAACUUUCCUUUUAUGCUGUAAUUUUUGGCAUGUCAUUUUUAAUUCAACCGGUCAAGUUGAGAGUAAGAAAAAUGUAAUAUUCGUCAUUUCGUAACGUUUUGGGCAUAUUGUGGUAUUUGCUUCAGCAUUUAAUUUCGUAUGAAAUUUUCUUUUGGAUAAUUGAUAAUUUGGGUGUUUGCCAUUCUCUUCCUAGUUUAUAUUAAAGUAGGUCUACCUUCAAUAAUAUAUAUUUUUUACUGGUGGGGUAUGUGAACCACAUGUCAUUGCCAAAUAUAGAAACUUACAUUUAGUCCAGGGUUAGUAUAAAUUUCCUUCCUAUAGCUAUAAAUUUCAUUUAGUUUAUACACUAAACUGACCAAAAAAAAAUCUUGGUACCAAGAUCACGGGAAGAGACAAUUUAUAUACACAGUUGUGGGGUAAAUUUAACUUUUUGAAAAUUUUCAAGGGAUGAACAAUAAAAGUUGUGAACCUGUGUUUAAAA
Molecule: messenger RNA, 2187 nt
Organism: Styela clava
Lineage: Eukaryota; Metazoa; Chordata; Ascidiacea; Stolidobranchia; Styelidae
Product: CTD nuclear envelope phosphatase 1-like
Molecular function (GO): phosphatase activity
Source: RefSeq, a predicted model, not a curated record